AUUUGUGCUAUAUAUACUACUAAUUAGAAACUUAUAGAUAUCUCAUAUUCUUACUUCCACUACAAAUGGCUCGCAUAUCAUUUGGAGACUUUGAGGAUUCUUUCAGUUCCAGCUCUAUUAGGGCAUAUAUUGCUGAGUUCAUCUCAACCUUACUCUUUGUUUUUGCUGGUGUUGGUUCUACUAGAGCCUUUGAUAAGUUGACAUCAGAUGCAGCACUUGAUCCAGCUGGGUUAUUAUCAAUUGCUGUAUGUCAUGGUUUUGCUCUCUUUGUUGCUGUUUCUGUUGGAGCUAACAUUUCUGGUGGCCAUGUCAAUCCAGCUGUCACCUUUGGAAUGGCUCUUGGUGGACAAAUCACCAUCCUCACUUCUCUCUUCUAUUGUAUUGCACAGUUUCUUGGCUCCAUAGCUGCAUGCUUACUCCUCAAGUUUGUAACUGGAAGCUUGACAAAUAUUCCAAUCCAUAGCAUAGGUGCAGGUGUUGGAGUUGGAGAAGGAGUAGUAACAGAGAUAGUGAUAACAUUUGGAUUGGUGUAUACAGUGUAUGCAACAGCAGCUGAUCCAAAGAAAGGGUCAUUAGGAACAAUAGCACCAAUAGCAAUUGGUUUAAGUGUUGGUGCAAACAUAUUAGCUGCAGGUCCAUUCUCAGGUGGUUCAAUGAAUCCAGCACGUUCAUUUGGACCAGCAGUUGUUAGUGGUGAUUUUCAUGACAAUUGGAUAUAUUGGGUUGGUCCUCUUAUUGGUGGUGGUUUGGCUGGUCUUAUCUAUACUCAUCUCUUCAUUCCAUCAAAACAUCAACAACCUAUGCCCAAGUGAUUUUUUUCUUUUAUUGAGGUUGUUGUUUUGCUUGUGUGAUAUAUGUGUUCCUAGUUCCUAGUUCCUACUCAAUAAAAGGAAGGAAAGCAACUAGUUCAUCUUUGCAAUUUUUUAUAUGAACGAAAUUUAGAUUAAUUAGCGAAGAUAUACUCUAUGUAGAAUCCGAGUGAAUUUGCAGACGUGAACGGUUAUAAUGAGUGUGAACAAAAUGUCCCCAAAAUUUGGUUACAAUGAGUGUGAACACAAUGUCCUCAAAGUAUCAACAGUUGUAAUAAAUUAUUAAUGUUAUCACUAUGAAUUAUCAUUUCCACUUUUUAUUUUUGUUCUAAAGUGUGAACGGAAGGUCCAACUAUUUGUAAACUGCAAUUAAGUGAGAAUGUAUCAUUGUUUUCAUGUAA
Cicer arietinum (chickpea) is the source of this 1210-nucleotide messenger RNA. Its product is annotated as aquaporin TIP2-1. The record is from RefSeq and is a predicted model, not a curated record. NCBI's taxonomy places the organism in Eukaryota, Viridiplantae, Streptophyta, Magnoliopsida, Fabales, Fabaceae. Gene Ontology annotation, molecular function: water channel activity. Gene Ontology annotation, cellular component: membrane. Gene Ontology annotation, biological process: transmembrane transport; water transport.